CUUUAAACUAAACACAUAUGCCUGAUCCAGGUAGAGUGAGUGUCCCCAUCCAUGUCGAACUGGACAAGUGGACUUUUCGCCUAGACUAGUAAAAGCACUCAUGCCAUCAUCAAUCAGCAGCAACAGCAGCAGCAGCAGCAGCAACAGUAGUGGCAGUGGCAGUGAUCUCUUGUCAUCAUACGAUUCUGGAAGUACCUCCGAAUGCGACCUUGACAAUUCCCAUUGGAGUCUGUUUCCUUUCUACUACUGCGAUCGACUGCAAACGCAAUCCCUUACUGAGCAAAACCACUACACUCGGCCAGGCCAAGCCCACUGGCUACACUAGGAUUGCAGAUGUGAUCCUUAAAUCAAACCUUGGCUUGGAAGAGGCCCACCUGAUUUCUGACAGAUCCAGUCUCGCUCUCUCUGCCUCUUAUGGCGGAGUAUAUUUCCAGGGUACAUGCAGGUACGCAGUCAGCAUGGACGU
Messenger RNA from Aspergillus neoniger CBS 115656, 466 nucleotides. RefSeq lists its product as uncharacterized. Bases 101 to 325 code for a protein of 74 amino acids. The record is from RefSeq and is a predicted model, not a curated record. The transcript has a single exon. NCBI's taxonomy places the organism in Eukaryota, Fungi, Ascomycota, Eurotiomycetes, Eurotiales, Aspergillaceae.